UCCACCGGCGCCAUCUUGGCUGUUGUAUUUGUUGUUAGGAGACCUGCCCCUCUGAAGUAUCUGCGCAGGGUCGCACAGGCGUGUUGUUGUUUUCAAAACGGCCGAGGUGAUGACUGGCGGGAGCGAGUUUCACAAGAACUACAGUAACAGCAAGGACUCUGAUCCCAGAAUGGACGUGGACAUGGAUUCUGGUCAUAUGGAGAGCGAGCGGGGGGAGCUGGACGGUAGUAUCCCGGCGGCGUGCUCCUCUAACGGCAGUGGCGGGGAGGACGACGAGGCGGAGGCCGUUGGACGUUCGAGAGAAGCCGGGGGCUGUAGUAGUCACCACACGCCGGACGGAGGCGUGUUUUGCGGCGGCAGGGAGCAAGAGGUGUCGGUGGAAAUUGGAGAGACGUAUUUGUGUCAAAGAGCCGACAAGACAUGGCAUACAGCGGAGGUUAUUCAGUCCCGACUGAACGAACAGGAGGGCAGAGAGGAGUUCUACGUGCACUACGUCGGAUUCAACCGACGGCUAGAUGAGUGGGUGGGAAAGGCCCGCCUGGCGCUUACCAAGACAGUGAAGGAUGCGGUGAGGAAGAGCACGGAGAUCGGGGGCGUCGGUGAUCUGGGCGAGCAGCCCGAAAGGAAGAUCACUCGAAACCAGAAGCGCAAACACGACGAGAUCAACCAUGUGCAGAAGACGUACGCGGAGAUGGACCCAACGACAGCGGCGUUGGAGAAGGAGCACGAGGCGAUCACCAAAGUUAAAUAUGUGGAUAAGAUCCAGAUCGGAAACUUUGAGAUCGACGCCUGGUACUUCUCGCCGUUCCCCGAGGACUACGGCAAACAGCCCAAGCUGUGGAUCUGCGAGUACUGCCUCAAAUACAUGAAGUACGAGAAGACCUUCAGACAUCACCUGUCGCACUGUCAGUGGAAGCAGCCUCCAGGCAAAGAAAUCUACAGAAGGAGCAACAUAUCGGUGUAUGAAGUGGACGGGCGGGACCACAAGAUCUACUGUCAGAAUCUUUGUCUACUAGCAAAACUAUUUCUGGACCACAAGACGCUUUAUUUUGACGUGGAGCCCUUCAUCUUCUACAUCCUCACUGAAGUCAACAAACAGGGAGCGCACAUCGUCGGCUACUUCUCCAAAGAAAAAGAGUCUCCUGAUGGGAACAAUGUGGCGUGUAUUCUCACGCUGCCGCCUUACCAACGCCGAGGCUACGGGAAGUUCCUCAUAGCUUUUAGUUACGAGCUGUCUAAGCUGGAGAGUGCAGUGGGUUCUCCGGAGAAGCCUCUGUCUGAUCUGGGGAAGCUGAGCUACAGAAGUUACUGGUCCUGGGUCCUGCUGGAGAUCCUGAGGGACUUCAGAGGAACGCUGUCCAUCAAAGACCUCAGUCAGAUGACCAGCAUCACGCAGAGCGACAUCAUCAGCACGCUGCAGUCGCUCAACAUGGUGAAGUACUGGAAAGGCCAGCACGUUAUCUGUGUGACGCCCAAACUGGUGGAGGAGCAUCUGAAGAGCGCCCAGUACAAGAAACCGCCGAUCACAGUGGACACUAUGUGUUUGAAGUGGGCGCCUCCUAAAAACAAACAGGCCAAGUUGUCCAAGAAGUGAGAGCGGGGAGGGGGCGGAGCCUGUGACGCUGCGUCCGUCCGUCACCGUCAGUCGACCCGUGCAUAUUGUUCUCCUUCAUCUGCUGUUGUUAAAAACUCUCUGUAUAUAGCUGUUAGCAGCAUCUGUCAGUAUUUUCUUAAAAUAUAUUUUAAAAAAUC
Messenger RNA from Dicentrarchus labrax (European seabass), 1752 nucleotides. RefSeq names its product K(lysine) acetyltransferase 8 (gene kat8). The record is from RefSeq and is a predicted model, not a curated record. Gene Ontology annotation, molecular function: histone acetyltransferase activity. Lineage: Eukaryota; Metazoa; Chordata; Actinopteri; Moronidae. The transcript has 11 exons. The coding region runs from base 110 to 1594 and encodes 494 amino acids. Gene Ontology annotation, biological process: regulation of DNA-templated transcription.